AUGCCACAAAGCACCUUUUCCAACGUAGAUUGUCUCCAGCAGACGGCCGAGAAGGUUAAGUUCCCCAGCAUGAAGCAGGCCUUCAAAAAAACAUUCCAAGCUAACCACCAACAGCCAACCGGGAAGCCCGCGGUAGCAUCUGACAAGAAGCUUGGUAGCGAGCAGGCCACAACUAUUUGUCAGUCGCCUCUAGCCGGGCAUUAUAACGACAAGGAGGAGCAAACGCCGCUUAUAGAUAGGGAAGGCGCAGAUAAGGCGACAGAGCGGAAGCAGAAAGUCGUAUUCAUUAUCGGACCUGAGGAAGAGGAGGAAGAAGAGCAAAAUUGUAAGUCCGAAGUCAAGCCGAAGGCUUUCGUCUGA
Messenger RNA from Grosmannia clavigera kw1407, 360 nucleotides. RefSeq lists its product as uncharacterized. The transcript has a single exon. The record is from RefSeq and is a predicted model, not a curated record. NCBI's taxonomy places the organism in Eukaryota, Fungi, Ascomycota, Sordariomycetes, Ophiostomatales, Ophiostomataceae. Bases 1 to 360 code for a protein of 119 amino acids.